AUGGGUUUAUCAUUAUAUACAAGUUUUAGUGAUAUUAAAUUUGCCGAUAUUUGUAUUGCAUUAUUCUCUAUAAUAUCUUUAUACAUAAUUCAUUUCUACUAUAAAUAUUUUACUCGUGUCAAUCCACUUCCUGGUCCAAUACCAAUUCCGCUAAUAGGAAGUAUUGCGAUUUUUAAAGAAGAUCUCGAUGAUUGGUUUCAUGAAUUAAAUAAAGGAUAUGGCAAAGAGGGUAUAUACGAAGUAAAUAUUGCCGGCAAUAGACAAAUAGUAAUCACUCGUGCUGAACAUAUAGAUAAAUUUUUGGUAUCAUCUAUUCAUAGUGGUCAUUUAAUGAGAACUGCUAAUAACGGUCUUUUAGAUUUAUUUGAUCUUGAAAACAAAGGAGUAGGACUUAAUCAUGAUUUCAAUCAUUGGAAAUUUAAUAGCAGUAUGUUUUCGCAGGGAGUUAUGCCAUUAUCCUUUACUCCCAAGCCUAGCAAAUAUGCAAAUGCCCUAUUUGAAGAAAUGUCAGGCUAUUGGAUGGAUUUGAAACCAAAAGAUGAUGUUUCAGCAGUUGUUAAUAUAGCUACUUGGAUGCGUCGAUUUACAUGUGAUUUUAUAUCCCUCUUGACAACCGAGAAGCAGUCUUCUACAAUCCAUUAUUAUUAUCGUAAAUUAAAAAAUGAAGCGCCCACAAAAGAGAUGAUUGAAUCCGAAGAAUUUAUUGAAAGUAUAAACACUUUUGUGUCAGAUAAUCAAAUCAUGUUUGUACCAAAAAUGAUAAAAGAUUUACCUUUUAUUAAAACUCGUGUGGAGAAAUUGUUGACCAAUAAUUAUAUGUUUUAUGGAAGAUUGAAAAAUAUUGUCAUAAAAAGAAGAAAAGAACUUGAAAAAAAUAUUAAUAAUGAUAAUGAUUAUCUUAAAACAAAACAACUUGAUCUAUUAACCUCUUUGAUUGUUGUUAAUACUCCAUAUGACACUCGGCCUCAAAAAAAUGUCAAUCCAGAGUUAUUAAGGCCGAUGACUGAUGAUGAAAUACGUGGUGUUAUGUUUGAUGCUUUUGUGGCUGGCACAGAUACGACUGUGAAUACUUUUUGUUUCGUAGUAUAUUACAUUUCACAUUAUCCAGAAGUCAAAAAGAAACUGUUUGAGGAAAUCGAUUCAGUCUUCAAGGAUGAUCCAACCAGAGAAGUAACAACAACAGAUCUUGAAAAAUUAAAAUACUGUGAAGCAAUAAUUAAAGAAACAUCAAGAAUAAGACCCACAGUUAGUAUGAUUUCAAGAUACAGUGAUAAACCAGACGAAAUAGCAGGAUACAAAUGGCCAAGCAAAACAUUAUUCAUAAUGUAUGUUCGUGGAAUCAACAAUAACACACUUUAUUGGAAAGAUCCCGAAAAAUUCAUGCCAGAAAGAUUUUAUGAUCCUGAACAGAUUGCAAAUCAGCAUAAAAAUUCAUUUUUAAUGUUUGGUGGAGGUCCAAGAAUGUGUCUAGGUAGAAAAGUUGCAAUGAUUGAAUUAAAAACAUUGCUGACUUUAGUUUACAGAAAAUUUGAUGUUGAAUUGGUAGAUAUGAAGGCUCCCCUUAAACUUGCAACAUCAACAAUCACCAUCUGUAAAGAUUUAAACAUCAAACUUACUCCCAGAGAAUUAACAACUCGUGCAUAG
Molecule: messenger RNA, 1644 nt
Organism: Entrophospora candida
Lineage: Eukaryota; Fungi; Glomeromycota; Glomeromycetes; Entrophosporales; Entrophosporaceae
Source: the annotation of a GenBank genome assembly